This is a messenger RNA of Gossypium arboreum, 1177 nucleotides long. Its product is annotated as inorganic pyrophosphatase 1-like. Gene Ontology annotation, molecular function: phosphatase activity. Bases 144 to 956 code for a protein of 270 amino acids. The transcript is spliced from 4 exons. The record is from RefSeq and is a predicted model, not a curated record. Lineage: Eukaryota; Viridiplantae; Streptophyta; Magnoliopsida; Malvales; Malvaceae.
AUAUCCUUCACAUGCUCAUAACCUUCCCGUGCCUAUAAAUACCCUUAACUCGGUUAGGUGACACUACAACACAUUCAGAAACCUUUUCCAGGAAAAAAGGGAUUAUUGAAGUUUUCUUUUCUUUCUCUUUGUUUGGGAAAAAAAUGGCUGGAAUUGUUGUGGUUUUCGAUUUCGAUAAAACCAUUAUCGACCGUGACAGCGAUAACUGGGUUGUCGAUGAAUUGGGCUUUACCGAUUUGUUCAACCAGCUUCUUCCCACCAUGCCCUGGAAUACUCUCAUGGACACGAUGAUGAAGGAGAUGCAUGCACAAGGAACAACCAUUGAUGACAUUGUUGAGGUUCUGAAACGAUCUCCAAUCCACCCUAGGAUCGUCCCAGCUAUUAAAUCAGCUCAUGCUUUAGGGUGUGAACUGAGGAUUGUAAGUGAUGCAAACAUGUUCUUCAUUGAGACCAUUCUGGAACAUCUUGGAGUGAAGGAAUGUUUCUCAGAGCUCAACUCAAAUCCCAGCUUUGUUGAUGAAGAAGGGAGGCUGAGGAUCUUCCCUUAUCACGAUUUCACCAAGACUUCCCAUGGCUGCAAUCUUUGCCCCCCAAAUAUGUGCAAGGGGGUGAUCAUUGAAAGGAUUCAAGCAUGUUUAGAGGGGAAGAAGAAAAUCAUUUACCUCGGAGAUGGCAGUGGGGAUUAUUGCCCAAGCCUAAGGCUUGGAGAGAGUGACUAUGUGAUGCCAAGGAAGAAUUUUCCAGUAUGGGAAUUAAUAUGCAGGAACCCUAUGCUCAUCAAGGCUGACAUUCAUGAAUGGAGUGAUGGCGAAGACCUGGAGCGGGUUCUUCUGGAUAUCAUCAACAUGGUAUCUGUUGAACAUAACUCUGCUCAAUUGUUCUCUGUUGACUGUAAACUGCAGACCAUUUCAACAUCCAACCAUGCCCUGCCUCAUGUCCUGCCUGUUCCACAGUAGAUGUGUGGUUGCUGCUCAAGUUGUUCAAUGGGUUUUGGUUUGAUUGUUGGGAUUUACGGAUUUAAUCUUCCGUUACCAAAAUACAUUGAAAAUAAGGGUCUCUAAGUUUCUCAUGAUUCCAAAGCAAUUUUAUUCUUUGGAACAUGAUUGAUGAGAAUGUAUUUAUUAAAAAAAAAUUACUUCACAAUAUUUGAAAUAUAUAUUAAAGAAAAUUUACUUCA